GGGUGUGCGUGCCUUGAGCUCCGGGGACUUGGACACGAAGUGAUGUUAGUAAGGAUGGAUCAGUUGAUAACCUCCACAUUGUUCUUCCUUCUGCUCCUCCACGCCACGCCCAAGGUGGCACUGACGGAGCUGGUGCCAGACAACAUCGCCAUGCCCCAGGAUCACGCCCACCGGUUUGUCCUGCCCGCCCCCGGCCUGAGACACCGCCCACCACAGCCCUCACCCCCACAGAUACCCCCACCACAGCAGAACUCGGGCACACCACAGCUAACAGAACCGCUCUCUACGAAUGAUCUAGACCAUUUCCUCCCCCUGGGCCCUGGUGACGGGGUGGCCAUGCUAUCGGGGUUGGACGUCGCCUGCAUCCCCGAUUAUAGGACCGUCAGCCUCCCCUUCGAUAACGCGUUCGUCGGUAUAGUGUAUGCGAAGGGAUUCUACAGUGACCCAGGCUGCAUCUACGUCUCAGAAGGAGGAGGUGGAGGAGGAGGAGGUGGAAGGGAGGUGGAGUUCCGGGUGGUGGCUGGACGGUGCGGUGUACACUUGGUCGAGCCCCGCAGCGAACCACCUUACCUAGAGACGGUCAUUGUUAUCCAGAACCAACCCGGCAUUCAGGAGGUGUGGGACAGUGCCCGGGGCGUGAGGUGUGUCUUCGAGGACGGGCUGGAGCGUGCGAGGGCGAUGGGUAGCCGGCGAGUGAGUGCCGCUCUGAACGUGGACUUGCUGGAUCAGAAGAUGGUCACAUUUGCUGCUAAAACGUCUGCCUCUGCUUCCCUAGAUGUUCAGGUCGGCCGGGGUCCCUUCGCGCGGUCAGCUUCAGGCAUGGUCCGUAUCGGCGAGCUGAUGACCAUGGUGGUGGGGGUGGAGGGGCCUUCCAACACCGACCUGCAGGUGCGGGAGUGUGUGGCCAGGGACGGAUCGGGGCGUGCCUCCUACCAGCUCACGGACAAGAACGGCUGCGUGUUGGACAAUCGAAGGAAGGUCGUUGGCCCGUGGCAGAAGACUCGUGACACAGGCAAAGGUGACAUGCCCGUAAUGGCCUACUCGCAUUUCCAGGCCUUCAAGUUCCCGGAUGAGAAUGACGUCUUCCUGGAGUGUGAGGUCGACCUAUGCGUAGAAGCCUGCCCCGUCUGCCCCGAGGAGGAGACUACCCAAAGAAGAAGAAGAGAAACAUCACAGCGAGGAAGAGACGAGGAAGAGGAAGAAGAAGAAGGAGGAGGAGGAGGACUGAGGAGGAACAGGGUGGAGGAGGAGGAACGUGGGUCAAGGAACGUAAGCCUGGCAGCGGAGGGGGUCAAAUUAGCGAGGAGGUUGAGAGUUAUAUCGCCCGAGGACUUUUCUCUCCUCAAGGACACCCCCAUCACCCUAGUCACGAAAGACGGAGACUCUUCAACGGGGACUAAGGUAAAGGGCAUCGGGGGCAGCGUCGGGGACAUCUGCUUCAACGCGUGGACCUUCGCCGCCUCCCUUGUGGCCGUGGUGGUGGUGCUGGUCCUCUCCUCCUCCCUGACGGCCCUUGUGUGUGUCAGGGUCCGCACCAUACCCUCGACGGCCUCCACCUUCCCCCCUGACUCCUCCUUCCACGCCUUCUCCACCGUGUCGGGGAAAACGGGUUGAGGGGCUGUGGAUUGUGGGUGGAUAGGUGAUGGUGGUGGUGGAAGGAGAAGGGAGGGAGAGGGAUAGAAUGAAAGGAAGGAAGGGAAGAAGGAAGAAAGGAAGACGCAGAAGAAUUAGAGAGAAAAUUAUUGAAAUGAAAAGAAAAGACGGAAGGAAAGGAAGUAAGAUGAAUGAAACAAAGAAAGAAAUAAGAGAGAGAGAGAGAGAGGAAGAUAAU
Messenger RNA from Eriocheir sinensis (Chinese mitten crab), 1831 nucleotides. Its product is annotated as cuticlin-4-like. The record is from RefSeq and is a predicted model, not a curated record. Lineage: Eukaryota; Metazoa; Arthropoda; Malacostraca; Decapoda; Varunidae. The coding region runs from base 43 to 1614 and encodes 523 amino acids. The transcript has 12 exons.